AUGGAGGCCGUUUUACAGAGCAAAGGGCUUCUUUCUCUACCCCCAAAUCCCAAAACCAGGAGCUUAUUGCCUUCUCACGGCCUCCGCCAUAGGAUUUUAUCCACAAAGCCCCGAAAUCUUCCUGGGUUUUCCCUUUCCUCUAAUGGGUUCCAAAGAUUUCAGGGAUUUGUCCCCAAAAAUCCCUCGCUCUGUCCCAAAGAGCGAGUUUCCCUAAUCUGCAAGGCCGAAGCCGCCGCCGCCGCCGCCGAUGGACAGCCGGCGUUUGCGGAAACUGAGAGCCCUAAGUUUCUGGGGAUUGAGGUUGAGACCCUCAAGAAGAUUAUCCCUCUCGGGCUUAUGUUCUUUUGCAUCCUUUUUAAUUACACAAUUCUUAGGGAUACGAAGGAUGUGUUGGUUGUGACGGCUAAAGGUAGCAGCGCAGAGAUUAUUCCAUUUUUGAAGACUUGGGUUAAUUUGCCUAUGGCUGUUGGUUUUAUGUUGCUGUAUACCAAGUUGGCCAAUGCGCUGCCUAGGCAGGCCCUGUUCUACACAGUUAUCGUCCCAUUCAUUGCCUUCUUUGGGGCUUUUGGGUUUCUUUUGUAUCCCCUCAGCAACUAUAUCCACCCCGAAGCUUUUGCUGAUAAGCUUCUCAACACGCUUGGCCCGAGGUUCCUUGGCCCUCUGGCUAUUAUGAGGAUCUGGAGCUUCUGUUUGUUUUAUGUGAUGGCUGAGUUGUGGGGAAGCGUGGUGGUUUCUGUUCUGUUCUGGGGAUUUGCCAAUCAGAUUACAACUGUUGAUGAAGCCAAAAAGUUCUAUCCCUUAUUUGGACUUGGUGCAAAUGUUGCCCUCAUUUUCUCGGGUAGGACCGUGAAGUAUUUCUCGAAUUUGAGGAAAAAUUUGGGUCCUGGAGUUGAUGGUUGGGCAAUUUCUCUAAAAGGAAUGAUGAGUAUUGUGGUCGGUAUGGGGCUUGCAAUCUGUUUCCUCUAUUGGUGGGUGAAUAAGUUUGCUUCUCUUCCUACUCGCAGCAAGAAGAAGAAGGAAAAGGUUAACAUGGGGACAAUGGAGAGCUUGAAAUUCUUGGCAUCUUCAAGGUACAUCAGGGAUCUUGCCACUCUGGUGGUCGCGUAUGGAAUCAGUAUCAACCUUGUCGAGGUUACGUGGAAAUCGAAGCUCAAAGCACAGUUUCCAAGCCCGAACGAGUACUCUUCUUUCAUGGGAGAUUUCUCAACUGCUACCGGAAUAGUAACGUUCAUAAUGAUGUUGCUAAGUCAAUAUAUAUUCAACAAGUAUGGAUGGGGAGUUGCAGCCAAUAUUACGCCCACAGUGCUCCUCGUGACCGGAGUUGCUUUCUUUUCAUUGAUUUUGUUUGGAGGCCCGAUCGCGCCUAUGCUUACCCAGUUUGGGUUAACUCCUCUUCUUGCUGCUGUUUAUGUGGGUGCUAUGCAAAACAUCUUCAGCAAGAGUGCCAAGUACAGUUUGUUUGAUCCUUGUAAAGAAAUGGCUUACAUUCCUUUGGAUGAGGAUACCAAGGUCAAAGGGAAGGCUGCCAUYGACGUCGUCUGCAACCCAUUGGGGAAGUCUGGAGGCGCUCUCAUUCAACAAUUCAUGAUCUUGACAUUCGGGUCUCUUGCCAACUCGACUCCAUACCUCGGAGGAAUCCUGUUGGUCAUCGUCCUUGCAUGGUUGGGAGCAGCCAGAUCCUUGGACAGCCAGUUCACAGCUCUGCGCCGGGAAGAAGAGCUCGAGAAGGAGAUGGAAAGAUCAGCCGUGAAGAUCCCAGUCGUGUCACAGAACGACGGUGACAACGGCUCCCUAGCGGGCCGCUCGCCUUUGAACCCCACAGCAGGAGACUCUGCGAGCAGUUCAUCUGAAACCUCAGCCCCAACCAACGCCUAGAUUUGUCCUCCCAUCGCUAAUUCAAACAAACAGGGAGAAGUUGGUUUGUUUGGCUUAGAAUUUUGUGUUAGUUUUCUAUAGAAUAAAAAUUAGCCAAGACAGUAUGAUCUGACUUUUUUCCUUAAAUCUCUUUCUUUUUUUUUGCCCUCAAUAUAAUUUAAUCGCUCUUGUACCGUAUUUGUAAUCGCAUUUAUAUAUAAUGGGGGGAACCCCCAAAUUUUAUUGUAAUUCCAUUUAUCUCAUGAUAGUUUUAGAAAAGCUGUAUGGAUUUUCUGGAUGA
Messenger RNA from Momordica charantia (bitter melon), 2155 nucleotides. Its product is annotated as plastidic ATP/ADP-transporter. Gene Ontology annotation, molecular function: ATP:ADP antiporter activity. Gene Ontology annotation, cellular component: membrane. Gene Ontology annotation, biological process: nucleotide transport. The record is from RefSeq and is a predicted model, not a curated record. NCBI's taxonomy places the organism in Eukaryota, Viridiplantae, Streptophyta, Magnoliopsida, Cucurbitales, Cucurbitaceae.